UACCGCUGCGGUUUCAUCACAGAAAGAAAGGUUUGAGAGAGACAACUUCGCAUCGCUGUAGUUAUGAACCACACGUCACGUCUGGCUAAAGACGUUGUGCCCUGAACAAGUUAAGACCGAGCAUCAAACGGAGGAAACUGGGGUCCGUUGUACAGAGAUCCACAGACAAACUCGGUGAUAUAGCAGUAUAUAAUGGUCGACUUUCAUCUGGCGUGAAACAAUGUGUAGCACAUUGGUCGCUCUAAAUCACAAUCUCCCCGAUAACAAAGGUGUUUGCUGGACUGAAACGUGAUCGUCCUCACGCGUUGAUGUUGUGAAAACAACUAAAGCGCUGUUCGGUUCGAUCCGUGUCGUGAAUACCUGGAAUCUCGGCGCGAGGAAAACAAGCAGUCGGUUAGCCGCUGUCGAGCCAGCCACGAAUCUGUUGGGCAGGAAGUUCGCGACACCGUUUACGGCAGAGCGUCGCGACGUCACUUACGGCAGCUGCGUGGACUUGUAAACAAAUGCGUGUUCGGCGGUGAAGUGAAACUGGCGGUUUCACCUCGCCGUCUGGCCACUUGCGCGACGAUGGAGAAGAAGUUGGCGGAGUUCAGAGAGCGACGACGGGCGGAGGACGUCCUGAAGAAGGAGCCGAGCGGUGAGCCACAGCCGGAAAGUGAAGUUACUGAGAGUGGACAGGCGGAAGCGACGUCCGAGAGCAGCCGCUCUGCUGCUGCUGCUGCUGCUGACGACCCUCGACGUCAGGAUGGCAGCGACUGGCUGCUGGACAGCGCUCCGGGUCGGUGGCUCGCCUCCCAACACCGCCUCACCUCCCACCUGUUCGCGCUCAAGCUCCUGCUCUGGCUGGUCCUCCUCGGGCUCUUUGCUGAGCUGGAGUUCGGGCUCCCCUUCUUCGUCGUCUCGCUCUUCUACUGGCUGUACGAAGGGCUCCGGAGUCCCGCGCCUCGUCAGCCCGGAGAACUCAGCGCUUAUUCCGUCUUCAACCCGGGGUGUCGCCCCCUGCUGGGGAGCCUGACGGCGGAGCAGCUGGAGGGCGAGAUGGGCUACAGACCCCUGGCCAACACAUGACCGCGGUUAUUUGAAUGGACGAGCACUUGGUUUGGGUAAUUCAUGCUUUUUUUUUUUUUUCUUUUCUUCAAAAAUCCAACAUUUGAUCGUUUAAUUUUGACUUCUAUUCACGGGUGUUACCAAACAACUGAGACAAAAAUAAACAGAAGUCAAUUUCGUUUUCUCUUUGUGACAUUAAUAAAGUAACAAUCAUAGUGAU
Molecule: messenger RNA, 1267 nt
Organism: Synchiropus splendidus (mandarinfish)
Lineage: Eukaryota; Metazoa; Chordata; Actinopteri; Syngnathiformes; Callionymidae
Gene: saysd1
Product: SAYSVFN motif domain containing 1
Exons: 2
Coding region: 568-1068 (166 amino acids)
Source: RefSeq, a predicted model, not a curated record